Callorhinchus milii (elephant shark) is the source of this 1226-nucleotide messenger RNA. RefSeq names its product endothelin-2. Gene Ontology annotation, molecular function: hormone activity; endothelin B receptor binding. Gene Ontology annotation, cellular component: extracellular region. The transcript has 5 exons. Gene Ontology annotation, biological process: intracellular calcium ion homeostasis; vein smooth muscle contraction; regulation of vasoconstriction. The record is from RefSeq and is a predicted model, not a curated record. Lineage: Eukaryota; Metazoa; Chordata; Chondrichthyes; Chimaeriformes; Callorhinchidae. Bases 44 to 601 code for a protein of 185 amino acids.
CAGUCACUCACUGAUUCACUAACUCACCCCCUCCUCAGAAGCAAUGAUGAUGCCCGACCUGAAGGAUCUGCUGUCUGUCACCACCACUCUGGUUAUUUUACUGGAUAUUGGUCAUGGCUUCCCGCUGUCCGGAUCCAGCCUGGGAGGCUCCAGCGGCCAACACCUGCGUGUGAAGCGCUGUUCCUGUAAUAACUUCCGAGACAAGGAGUGCAUCUAUUUCUGCCACAAGGACAUCAUCUGGAUCAACACACCAGGAAGGACUGUGCCUUAUGGUUUGGGAAGUCCACCAAAGCGACGCAAGAGAUCCAGCGCCCGGUGCCAGUGUUCGAAUUCCAAGGACGGAAUGUGCUCGCAGUUUUGCCAGUCAGACAACCGGAGAAGCAGCGAUACUCCAAGUGUUGGAAGGGAAAGUCGCCCACUCCACUCCCGAGGGCUCGGGGAUCGUUCACGGUCCAGCGCGGCCGAGGGAGAGAGGAUUCUCCACAUCUUAAGACGGAUUUCUGCGUCGAACGCCCAAACCGUUCGUAGGAAAGGCCCCGUGAAGUGGGGAGAAGACGUGCCUUUAGCACGGAAGCGGCUGGGGGGAGAGGAGGGGAGAUGACUCUCCCGCAAUCGAUGGCACUCGUUCCCGAGAGAAGACGGCACCUUUGCUUUCGGUCUCAAUGGCCGUCCCAGCACUGGGGGAAAGAGAGCGAGCGAGAUAGAGCACGAGGGCGAAGCAGAGAGGGAGCAAUGGGCUCCCAGCAAGAGAUCCGCAUCACCCUGUGCUAAGGAGCAGACACCAAGGCACUGACUGUGUCAGACAUCAGGGGGAAGAAACGUAGAGAGGCUGGGAAUCCGGUCGAGUUCUGUGAAAUCCCCAGAGAGGAGGGUCAGGAAACACUCAGUCGCUAGUGGUGGUAAGGCAGCGAGCAAAAGGCUGACCCCCUCCGCGAAGACUCCAGGAAAGGCAGAUUUUGUCCUCAAACUGGAGCCAAAGUGAUGACAAGCGCACUGGCCCAGAUGCAGUAAUGGAAGCGGAGACCUUAACCCGCUGAAUUGAAUGUCCGAUCGUCCCAAAGCAGGGACGUGUCGGAAGCAAGUGCAGCAGCAAAGUCUCAUGCACAGCCACAGAGAUAACAACAACAACUUGCGCCCUUCACGCAGGGUAGCACCUCAGGUAGUUUAAUUUAAGAACAACCAAUUUUAUCCGGGGUGAUUGUUGGCCAGGACACUGGGAGAGAGGA